Messenger RNA from Hyla sarda, 3265 nucleotides. RefSeq names its product thymocyte selection associated high mobility group box (gene TOX). NCBI's taxonomy places the organism in Eukaryota, Metazoa, Chordata, Amphibia, Anura, Hylidae. Gene Ontology annotation, biological process: leukocyte differentiation; regulation of transcription by RNA polymerase II. Bases 489 to 2120 code for a protein of 543 amino acids. The record is from RefSeq and is a predicted model, not a curated record. Gene Ontology annotation, molecular function: chromatin DNA binding. Gene Ontology annotation, cellular component: nucleus. The transcript has 10 exons.
CCGCCAGUAGAUGGCGCUGUUUAGGUCAACAGAUCCAACGUGUCUAAUAACUGAAAACACACUUCUUCUCCUCUACCAUACACACACAGCGUCCCUCCUCCUCCUCCUCUUAGCAGAGCACGGGGCAGCCAUUCCGCAGGGCUGGGGAAAGACAAGAUUCCCUUGUUCGCAGGAGAUCAGCAACAAAUCCGGCAAGUUCAAAACGGAAUCUGGAGGGAGAAAGCAGAGGGGACAGUCAGGAACUGAUCCCAAGGACACAGUGACUACUUUGUUCCUUGACUUGGUGUCACCUUGCUGACAACUACAUAGCUGCCUUGUGGAGUUCACCUGUGACUUACAAUACAUUAGGAAUCCUCAUGCUGCUGUGAAGGCUUCUUCUUCUUCUUCCUCCUCAUCAUCUCUGCCCUGUUCCUUUUUGGCAUCCGUGCCUAUUUUUUCUGCUACUGGACAUACAACUAGAUUGGAGUUUCCUUGAUGUGUACAGUGCAAUGGAUGUGAGAUUUUACCCACCACCAUCACAGGCUGCUGCAGCUCCUGACACCCCCUGUUUGGGACCAUCCCCCUGCUUGGACCCCUACUAUUGUAACAAGCUCCAGGACAUCCUUUCUAUGAACCAGUGUCCAGAACUGAGCAGAAUAUUUCAGUUUGACGGAGAUAACAUGUACAUGAGUAUGUCAGAGCCAAACCAGGACUACGUGCCAGCAAGCCAGACCUAUCCUGGACACAGUCUAGAGAAUGAAGACUUUAACAUCCCGCCUAUAACGCCACCCACAAUGCCAGAACAUGCGCUCGUACCUCUGUCGGAGGCAGAGUCAGCAUAUUCCUCCCUUUGUCAUCCAAUGAAUCAGAAUGGUCUACUUCAGUUCCAUCCACAAAAUAUGGAUUUGCCAGCAAUUACAGUAUCAAACAUGCUAAGCCAAGAUGGGUCUCUAAUCUCGAAUUCCCUUGCAGUGAUGCAGGAUUUGCAGAACUCAGACAGGAAUCAGUAUUCUUCUCAUACACAAAUGGCAGCUAUGCGAACAAGAGUCCAACCUCAAGAUAUCCGACAGACGGCAAUGAUGCAGCAUGGUCAGCUGACUACAAUUAACCAGUCACAACUUAGCGCUCAGCUUGGUUUAAAUAUGGGGGCAAACACUGUUGCACAUAAUUCCCCAUCCCCACCAGGAAGCAAAUCUGCUACACCUUCACCAUCUAGUUCAGUCCAUGAAGAUGAAGUAGAAGAUACAGCAAAGAUCAGUAGUGCUGAGAAACGGCCAGCCCCAGACAUGGGAAAGAAGCCAAAAACACCAAAAAAGAAGAAAAAGAAGGACCCAAAUGAGCCCCAGAAACCAGUGUCUGCCUAUGCACUAUUUUUCCGGGACACACAAGCAGCCAUUAAAGGCCAAAAUCCAAACGCUACAUUUGGAGAAGUAUCCAAAAUAGUAGCCUCAAUGUGGGAUGGACUAGGAGAGGAGCAGAAACAGGUGUAUAAGAAGAAAACUGAAGCUGCCAAAAAGGAAUAUCUCAAGCAACUGGCUGCAUACCGAGCAAGUCUUGUAUCCAAGAGUUACAGUGACCCCGUGGAUGUUAAGACGUCUCAACCUUCUCAAAUGAUGAAUUCGAAGCCUCCAGUUUUCCAUGGUCCAACACAGCAACACUCCACAUUGUAUCUCAACUCUCCAUAUCACCAACAGUCAACAAUGAAUCCACAUUUAUCUGCCAUGCAUCCCGGUAUGAACAGAAACAUAGCUCCCAAACCUAACAACCAAAUGCCAGUGACUGUUUCUCUAGCAAGCAUGGCGGUAUCUCCUCCUCCAUCUCUUCAGAUGAGUCCACCUCUCCACCAGCACAUGCAUAUGCAGCAACACCAGUCAAUGUCCAUGCAGCAGUCCAUUGGAAACCAGUUACAGAUGCAAAGCCAAUCAGCUUUGCAUUCACCAGCAAUGCAGCAGGGAUUUUCUCUUCAGUCAGAAUAUCAGAAUCUUAUCAGCCCAACAUCAACAGCAGCCCAGGUUGUUACUCAAGCAAUGGAGUAUGUCCGUUCAGGUUGUAGGAAUCCUCCAGGACAGGCCAUAGAAUGGAACAGUGACUACUGCAGUAAUGGGAACAUGCAGAGGGACAAAGCACUGUACCUAACCUGAAAGUAUGACUGACGUCAAGAAAUUUCUUUCAGAAGAGGAAUGCAGGGACAACCCUUGUCAAGGAUUGCAUUUCGCGACCAUGGCAAUUCUGCAGUUCAUUAGAAAAUACAAGUUGCUAAGCACUUAGGACAUUUACAUUUGUGGGCUAUCCACUCUGGGAAAAUAGUCUUGCUUCUUCUUUUCAAACUUCUCUAAGUAACAUGUUUCCCCUUCUUUACCGAAAGAAGAUUACUAAAAAAAAAAUUGGACCAUUCAUAUUUUAUAUUGGUUUUGCUGUGAAGUGCUGCACUAGUAAAGCUGCCUUAGCAACUGUAGUCAUCUCAGAUUAAAGCAUCCUGGAGUUUGCAUUGGUUUUCAUAAAGGUUGUUUAUAUAAAUCUACUAAAGACUUUCGAAAUGGCUUGAUGUAGCACUCAUAGCAAGGAUGUAAAUAGCAUGAGUGUCCAUUCUCCUAGAGUAUAAAAUGUGGAUGUUGUGUAGCUAAAUUACAAUUGAAAUCCGGUACAUUCUAGGUGGUAAAUUUGGGACAAAUGGUUAUAAUUGGCAAACAUUCAUAUUUUUGCUUAUUUUGUAAAUGCCUAAUAUGUCUAUAUUUUCAAAACUAUUUUGGAGUAAAAACUCUCCACCGAGAAAUUGGCUAAUUGUGCUCUGGGCUAUACAGAAAUCCAACAUGUUUAUUUUGUACCGCAUUAAAAUGGCUUUUUGUAUCACUUCUUGUGUAACUGUUAGUAAAUGUCAUUAUGUCCCACUAUGUAUAAAACCUGCCAAAUGCUUAUAUGUUAUUUUACUAGAUGCAGAAACAGAUUGGAAACAGCUAAAUUGUAACCUUGAUACUUGGCUAUGUGUUAUAUUGUUUCUCCAUACUGUGUCUGUAUUUAAUCUUUUUAUUUUAUUUUGGUUUAAUUUUUUUUAUUUUACUUUAUUUUUUAAUUAAAUGGAGCCUGUUGCGCCUAUUUAUGAAAUAAUAAAUCUAUGUGUUUGUAAGUAAUUUUCUUAGCUUUUCAAAUAUGUUUCUUUGAUGUUUUCACAUUUUUGCUGGAAAAAAUAUAUUGUUUCACAACUCAUGUGAAUUCAUUUCCUUUCUACUGUGACAUUCAAUAAAACCAAACUUGCGUUUUUAAAUGAUAAAAAAAUAAAUAAAAGUGA